Penicillium chermesinum is the source of this 1026-nucleotide messenger RNA. Its product is annotated as SDR family oxidoreductase. Bases 1 to 1026 code for a protein of 341 amino acids. Lineage: Eukaryota; Fungi; Ascomycota; Eurotiomycetes; Eurotiales; Aspergillaceae. The record is from RefSeq and is a predicted model, not a curated record. Gene Ontology annotation, molecular function: oxidoreductase activity, acting on the CH-OH group of donors, NAD or NADP as acceptor. The transcript is spliced from 2 exons.
AUGGCAACCGAUAGCAAAGAACUAGUGCUGGUCACCGGUGGAACAGGGUUUCUCGCUGCCCACUGCAUCAUCCGAUGUUUGGCGGCCGGAUACCGCGUGCGCACUACUGUCCGCUCGCUCAAGCGCAAGGACGAGGUCGUGAAUAUGCUUAAAGCUGGCAAAGCCACUAACAUCGAUGAUGUAUCCUAUGUUGAAGCCGAUCUUCUGAAAGAUGACGGCUGGCAUGAGGCUGUGAAAGACUGCAUGUACCCAGCCCCCCCCAAACACGACGAUGAAUUGAUCGUCCCCGCGCGGGAUGGCACUCUUCGUGUGCUCCGCGCAUCUCGUGAUGCAGGUGUCAAGCGCGUUGUCGUCACUUCGUCCAUGGCAGCCGUUACCGGCGGCAAUGGGAGCCGAGACGCUUCCAAUCCAUUCACUGAGGAUGACUGGACCGAUGUGGAUAAGCCUGGAGUCGGUGCUUACGAGAAGAGCAAGACACUUGCAGAGCGCGCUGCAUGGGACUUUAUCAAGAACGAAGGCGGCAAGCUGGAGUUGUCGACCGUCAACCCUUGUACUGUGCUCGGCCCUGUUCUUUCCAAGGACUCUUCAACAUCCAUCGAGAUCAUUAUUAGGCUUAUGAAUGGCGCGAUUCCGGGUUGCCCCAACCUGAAUUUUACGAUUGUCGACGUCCGAGAUGUUGCUGACCUGCACUAUCUGGCCAUGACGAACCCGAAGGCCAGCGGCGAGCGGUUUGUUUGUGUCGGCCCACCAAGGGGAUACUGGAUCUAUGAAAUGUCGAGAAUCUUGCGCGAGAAACUUGGUCAUAAAGCUAGGCGAGCCCCAACUCGACAGCUUCCCGAUUUCUUGCUUAGAACGAUAUCUUGGUUUGACUCCAGUGUUGCGCUCGUCUGCCCCAUGCUGGGUCUGCAGCAUGCUGCAUCAACGAAAAAGGCGGAAACACUGCUCGGCUGGGCUCCUCGCACGGUGGAGGAGUCUAUCGUUGCCUCUGCAGAGAGCCUUAUUGAAUUUGGUGUCGUGAAAGCUUGA